UCCUACCCGAGUUAGUUGCUCUACUAGCCGGCCAUCAAGUGGCUAGAUAGAGAAAUGCAGGGGUGUGCACGCGUGUGUGUGGAAAGUAUCUUAUCUGGGAUGCUGUCUUCCUCGCGCACCCCUCUCUCGCUCGCGCGCUCGGAGAGCCGCUCGCUUUCCAACCGUCGCCAGGAGUGGUAGGCUCCAAUUUGACAACAGCAGCGCUUGCUUUCUAAAGAAAGCUUAGCUCUCACUUUUCAGUCUGUCUCAUUACCGCUCUCAUUGUUUCUUUCGACAGCGAGAAACGGAGCAGUUCACUUGGAGUCUAUUUGGAAUAAGAAAGCAUUGCUGUUUUCUGACUGGAGAGAAGGAAGAUAAGACUCCUCUGGAUUUCCUAAGGAAUUGUAUCUGAACGCCUUGUUACCGAGGCUUUUGAAUUCAUCAGCUGGGGUAUAUAAUGUGACCAACUGUUCCACAAUAGGGAAAUUCCGAGGAGUUCAGAUUCUUUCAUUCCUUCUGGUCCGAGGCAGCAUUGGUAUCAAGUGUUCCUAACAGGUGGGGGCAUAGGGGGUAUUGGUCAUACUGGUGUUGUUGGCGAGGACGAAGCUUGGGCAUCGGGCAGAAUGUUGCCACCUGCAUGAGUGGAACAGAGGAGCCUCAGUUCUGGUUCUCUUUCCUGAGACGACAACCACAGGAUGAGGCUUGAGAGGAGGUCUCAGGAGAGAGAAUGUUCCAUGACUUUCACACCUUCAACCUCAAGCUCUUGAAUCAUUGGGACAGUUGCUUGGGUGCUUGAAGGCUGUGAAUAUCCUGCAUCUGAGAAAUCAGACCACUGAGGCUGCCAAAGCAUGCUGGUGCCAAGCUGUCCCAUGAUGCACAUAGCCAGACCCGUGCUGCUCGUCCUGGGUCUUCUCCUCCUCCUCGCCAACGCUGAAACACCACCAAAGUUUUUAAGAACCCCCAAUGACCAAACUGGCGUGCAAGGAGGCGUGGCGUCCUUCAUUUGCCAAGCGACGGGAGACCCACGCCCCAAGAUCGUUUGGAACAAGAAGGGGAAGAAAGUCAGCAACCAGAGAUUUGAGGUAGUGAUUGAGUUCGAUGACGGCUCUGGCUCGGUGUUGAGAAUUCAGCCCUUGCGUACGCCCCGAGACGAAGCCAUAUACGAGUGCGUCGCCUCCAACACUGUUGGAGAGCUGAGUGCAACUACGAGACUCACUGUUUUACGUGAGGACCAACUGCCUGCUGGUUUCCCCACCAUUGACAUGGGCCCCCAGUUGAAAGUGGUAGAGCGAACUCGCACGGCCACCAUGCUCUGUGCCGCCAGCGGCAACCCUGACCCAGAUAUCUCCUGGUUCAAAGAUUUCCUGCCCGUCAACACCACCAACAACAAUGGACGCAUCAAGCAGCUCAGAUCAGAAUCCUUUGGUGGUACACCAAUAAGAGGGGCCCUCCAGAUUGAGCAGAGCGAAGAGUCCGACCAGGGGAAGUACGAGUGCGUCGCCACUAACAACGAUGGAACCCGCUAUUCUGCCCCCGCCAAUCUAUACGUUAGAGAGCUGCGAGAAGUGCGCCGGGUACCCCCGCGGUUCUCCAUCCCGCCCACGGACAACGAGAUCAUGCCUGGAGGCAGUGUCAACAUCACCUGUGUGGCGGUGGGCUCCCCUAUGCCCUACGUCAAAUGGAUGCUGGGAGCCGAAGACCUGACGCCCGAGGACGACAUGCCCAUUGGACGAAACGUUUUGGAGCUCACUGACGUCCGCCAGUCGAACAACUAUACCUGCGUGGCCAUGUCCACUCUGGGGGUCAUCGAGGCGGUGGCGCAGAUCACGGUGAAAGCAUUACCCAAGCCUCCCGGCGUUCCCGUGGUGACGGAGCGCACGGCCACGAGCAUCACGCUGACGUGGGACUCAGGCAACCCUGAGCCUGUCUCCUACUACAUCAUCCAGCACAAGUCCAAGUUCUCAGAGGACACAUACAAGGAGAUCGACGGCGUGGCCACCACUCGCUACAGCGUGGGCGGCCUCAGUCCUUACUCGGACUACGUGUUCCGGGUGCUGGCGGUGAACAACAUCGGGCGUGGGCCGCCCAGCGAGGACAUCGAGGCCAAGACGGCUGAGCAAGCGCCCAGCACUGCGCCCAGGCAGGUCAGGGGUCGUAUGCUCAGCGCCACCACGGCUAUUAUCCACUGGGACGAACCAGAGGAGGCCAACGGGCAAAUUAUGGGCUACCGUGUCUACUACACCAUGGACUCUGCCCAGCAAGUCAACACAUGGGAGAAGCAGAUAGUGCGUGGAUCAAACUUCCUCACCAUUCAAGGCCUCAUCCCCAACAAGACCUAUUACAUUAAGGUCCUGGCCUACACGUCCGUGGGUGAUGGACCUCUUUCUGCAGAUCUCCAGAUCAUAGCCAAGACGGGAGUCCCUUCUCAACCGACCGACUUCAAAGGGGAAGCCAAAUCUGAAACAAGUAUACUGCUAUCGUGGAUAGCCCCAGCACAGACCGGACAAGACAAUCAAAUCAUGGGAUAUGAACUUCUCUACAAGAAGGGGGAUGACAAGGAGGAGAAACGCAUCAGCUUUGAGCCUACCACCACGUACCUGCUGAAGGACUUGAAGCCCUUCACUACUUAUACUUUCCAGCUAGCCGCGCGCAGUAAGCACGGUAUCGGGGCCUACACCAAUGAGAUCUCCGCAGAAACCCCUCAAACACAGCCCUCAGCUCCACCUCAGGAUAUCAAGUGCUCUAGCCCCAGCUCCACCAAUAUCCUGGUAAGUUGGCGGCCACCUCCUACGGAGUUACAGAAUGGGAUCAUAGUUAAGUAUGCCGUCCAAUACGCCGCCACUGAAGGGGAGGACACCACCACCCGAAAAAUAUCCGACAUCCCUCCAGAAAGCUCCCAGUACCUCUUGGAAAACUUGGAAAAAUGGACGGAAUACCGUGUGACAGUGACUGCUCACACAGAUGUGGGUGAAGGACCUGAAAGCUUACCGCAACUCAUCCGCACCGAGGAGGAUGUUCCCAGCGGCCCGCCUCGUAAAGUCGAGGUGGAGACUGUCAACUCCACGUCAAUAAAAGUAAUCUGGCGCUCGCCGAUGCCCACCAAGCAGCACGGGCAGAUCCGAGGGUACCAGGUGCACUAUGUCAGGAUGGUUAAUGGGGAGCCCAUGGGACAGCCAGCCAUCAAGGACAUCUUGAUUGACGAUGCGCAGUGGGAAUAUGAUGAUUCAACUGAACAUGAAAUGGUCAUCACAGAGCUGCAGGCUGAGACUAUGUACUCAGUUGCCGUGGCAGCCUACACGACAAAGGGAGACGGAGCUCGCAGCAAGGCCAAGCUGAUCACCACCACUGGCGCAGUACCUGAAAAACCACGACUCAUGGUCAGCCCCACCAGUAUGGGCACUGCCCUUCUCCAAUGGCACCCCCCGGCUUUAACCCACGGCCCCCUGCAGGGCUACCGCCUCCGCUUCGGCCGCAAAGAUGUCGACCCUCUGACCAUCAUUGAGUUCCCAGAGCGUGAGAACCACUACACCACCAAAGAGAUCCACAAGGGGGCAUCAUACACCUUCCGCUUGUCCGCCCGUAACAAGGUGGGCUUCGGCGAGGAGACGGUCAAAGAAAUCAGCACCCCUGAAGAUAUGCCUAGCGGCUUCCCACAAAGCAUUGUAGCCGAGGGCGGCACUACCACCACCAUUCAGGUGAGCUGGAAUCCACUGUUACUGGCGGAGCGCAACGGCGUUAUCGUGAAGUAUGCCCUGCAGUACAAGGACAUCAACAGCCCUCGGAGCCCCUCGGAACUCUUCAUCACCGCCCCGGAGUCCACUGUCACCCUUGACAGCCUCAAGGCAGACACCACUUACGAUAUCAAAAUGUGUGCCUUCACCAGCAAAGGCUCCGGUCCCUAUAGCCCCAGUGUCCAGUUCAGGACACAGCCCUUGGAUCAAGCAGUGUUUGCAAAAAAUUUUCAUGUGAAAGCUGCCAUGAAGACAGCUGUGCUCCUCACCUGGGAGAUCCCAGACAACUAUAAUGCAGCUCAGCCCUUCACAAUCCUUUAUGAUGACGGCCAGAGCGUGGAGGUGGACGGCAAGCUCACUCAGAAGCUGAUCACGGGUCUGCAGCCCGAGACACAGUACUCUUUCCUGCUAACCAACCGGGGCAACAGCGCUGGCGGUCUCCAGCACCGCGUCUCCACCAUGACCGCCCCUGACAUCCUGCGCACCAAGCCCUACCUGAUUGGCAAGACCAACUUGGACGGCAAAGUCACUGUAGAGCUACCCUCAGUCCAGACUUCGGAGAAAGUCAGGGGAUACUACAUAGUGGUGGUGCCUCUGAAGAAACAGCGCACAGGAAAGUUCCACAAACCCUGGGACAGUCCAGAUGAGAUGAACCUAGAAGAGCUGCUGAAAGAGAUUAACCGAACAAGCCGAGGCCUUCGCUUCCGGAGGCAAGCUGAGCCCAAAGCCUACAUCGCUGCCUACUUCAAAGACCUUCCCACCGACUUCACUCUGGGAGACACCAAGAUCUAUGGUGACUUUGAAAACAAGCAGCUUGCCAACGGCCAAGAGUACAUCUUCUUUGUGCUUGCUCUCCUCGAUAUCUCUGAAAAUACCAUGUAUGCCACAAGCCCCUACUCUGACCCUCUUGUGUCAGCUGACCUCGACCCCCAGCCAAUCAUUGACGAGGAGGAGGGACUUAUCUGGGUGGUGGGCCCAGUACUCGCUGUUGUCUUCAUCAUCUGCAUCGUCAUCGCCAUCCUCCUGUACAAGAGCAGCAAACCAGACAGGAAAAGGGCAGAGUCCGAAGCUAGAAAGGGAAGUCUGCCCAACAGUAAGGAGAUGCUGUCUCAUAACCCCACCGACCCUGUGGAGCUUCGACGCAUGAACUUCCAAACGCCUGGUUCAGGUGACCCUAGUUACCCCAGUAACUUCCAUUUGUCAAGCAUGGCCAACCACCCACCAAUCCCCAUUUUGGACCUGGCCGAUCAUCUGGAGCGAUUGAAAGCCAAUGACAACCUGAAGUUUUCACAAGAAUACGAGUCCAUCGACCCCGGGCAGCAGUUCACGUGGGAACACUCCAACCUGGAAGUCAACAAACCAAAGAACAGAUAUGCUAACGUGAUAGCAUAUGACCACUCCAGAGUCCUGCUAUCAGCUAUUGACGGUAUCCCUGGAAGUGAUUACAUCAACUCCAACUACAUUGACGGCUACAGGAAGCAGAAUGCGUACAUUGCCACGCAGGGCUCGCUGCCUGAGACGUUUGGCGACUUCUGGAGGAUGAUCUGGGAACAGCGGAGUGCCAACAUCGUCAUGAUGACCAAGCUGGAGGAGAGAUCCAGGGUGAAAUGUGACCAGUACUGGCCCACUAGAGGGACGGAGACAUACGGCCUCAUCCAGGUGACACUGUUGGACACGGUGGAGCUGGCCACAUACUGCGUCAGGACAUUUGCGCUUUAUAAAAAUGGCUCCAGUGAGAAAAGAGAGGUGAGGCAGUUCCAGUUCACGGCCUGGCCGGACCACGGGGUACCCGAGCACCCCACUCCGUUCCUGGCCUUCCUCAGACGGGUCAAAGCCUGUAACCCCCCAGACGCAGGGCCGAUGGUGGUACAUUGCAGUGCCGGGGUGGGCCGCACGGGCUGUUUCAUCGUGAUCGACGCUAUGCUGGAGCGCAUCAAGCACGAGAAGACAGUGGACAUCUACGGCCACGUGACGCUGAUGCGCGCCCAGCGGAACUACAUGGUGCAGACGGAGGACCAGUACGUGUUCAUCCACGACGCGCUCCAGGAAGCCGUCACAUGCGGCACCACCGAAGUGCCCGCCCGAAACCUCUAUGCCUACAUCCAGAAGCUGACUGGGAUCGAGGGCGGAGAGAACGUCACGGGCAUGGAGCUGGAGUUCAAGCGUUUAGCCAACACUAAAGCCCAUACCUCGCGAUUCAUCAGUGCCAAUCUCCCCUGCAACAAGUUCAAGAACCGCCUUGUGAACAUAAUGCCAUACGAGUCCACGCGAGUGUGUCUUCAGCCAAUCCGAGGGGUGGAGGGCUCCGACUACAUCAAUGCCAGUUUCAUUGAUGGAUACAGGCAACAGAAAGCCUAUAUUGCCACGCAAGGGCCGCUAGCGGAGACGACAGAGGACUUCUGGAGGAUGCUCUGGGAGCAUAACUCCACCAUCGUAGUCAUGCUAACGAAGCUCAGAGAAAUGGGCAGGGAAAAAUGCCACCAGUAUUGGCCAGCAGAGAGGUCGGCCAGAUACCAGUACUUUGUGGUGGACCCCAUGGCUGAGUACAACAUGCCCCAGUACAUCCUGAGAGAGUUCAAAGUGACUGACGCCAGGGACGGACAGUCACGGACGGUAAGGCAGUUUCAGUUUACAGACUGGCCCGAGCAAGGAGUGCCAAAAUCGGGAGAGGGCUUCAUCGAUUUCAUUGGCCAAGUUCAUAAAACAAAAGAACAGUUUGGCCAAGAUGGGCCUAUAUCAGUCCAUUGUAGUGCGGGUGUGGGUAGGACCGGUGUCUUCAUCACCCUCAGCAUCGUAUUAGAGCGGAUGAGGUACGAGGGCGUGGUGGAUAUCUUCCAAACAGUGAAAAUGCUCCGGACACAGAGACCAGCCAUGGUGCAGACAGAGGAUCAAUACCAGUUCUGUUACAGAGCUGGCUUGGAAUACCUUGGAAGCUUUGACCACUAUGCAACGUAAGAGUCCCUGUCCCGGAGGAAAAGCAGAAGGCCCUUGGACAACCCCAGCGAGCCUCUCUUCUGAGCCAUAAUUUCCUGCUUGAGAAAGUACUUCUUAACUCCUAACUAAAGACUCAAUUUAGGCCUAGAUUCAAUCAGAUCAAGUGUUAACCGGCGAUAGCAGACACCCGCAUCGCAGAUGUUUUGGCGGUGUCGGAGGUGGAACUGCGUUGGAGCAGUCAAAUUGGUGAGCAGCUGCUCUUGUGAUCAUUGUCACGAAGCCACACCCACCCCACUUGCAUUAGAAGUUCAGAGCGAGAAAGUGUAGGCUAUAUAUAAAUAAUUACACUCAAAUAGAAAAAUCAGUAAAGUAAAUAAUGAGGGUUUCUAUCAUCAUAAUGGUGUAGAUUCCAUCUCACAUUCCAGUGUUCCAACUUGUAAACAAGGCUGCAUUGGAAUUCUGUUAAUGCGACUCCAUGCAGCCCAUGGCAAUGCCCACUUUAGGUAUAAUGCCAGGAGCCACUUGUGGAUUUGACAGCUCUAAUGCAUUUCCACCUCCAACACCGUCAAAACAACCACUACACGGAUGUCGGCUAAAGCGGAUCUGAUUGAAUAGAGCCCUAAGUGUUAGAUGUGAGACACAAAAAUUUCAAAAAAUUCGUAAAGAUUAUUCCUGGAGGACCAAGUGUUUCCCAAAACCCAUGGAACUCAUCCUGACACGGGAAACAGAGAGGGAAUCCUGACUGUUGAAGCAUCUUAUGGAAUUAUUUUUUUUCUGUUGCUUCAAGGAUUCGUCUUGGGUUAAAAAAACUGAAAGAAACAAACAAAAUAACACAACGUACUAUUACAUCAACAAGUAAUGCAUCAUAUUACGAACCACCAGAGAGAGAAAUGGAGGCACACAGAAUGGCUUAAAACUUGAUGCACAUUGUAAAGAGACAUUUCUGUUCCACAAUCAAACUACACAGAGACAUCUAUCCAUUGAAAAAGAAGACACCAGUGCUUGGUCCACUAUGAAAAAAAUACCCCGUUUCCUGUCGCAACGUUCAUCAUUUAAAGAAUUGGGGGGGAAAGGGGGAAUGUUUAAAGAUAUAUGAAACAAAUAAAACCUAUUGAUUUAGUUUUUUAGUACUUUAUUAUACAGUUGAUAUGUGCUUUAUUUUAAACUGUGUGAAAUUUGAUUUUUUUUUAACAAAACGUAUCACUCGAAAAAGUGAAUCAAACAAAGUAUUUGCGUAAUCGUUCACUUUUCUCUUCCGAGUAUUUUUUUAAGCUGUAGAACUGUUCUAAUGUAUGCACCGUCAUGCAGAGAAAGUCUUUGCUCUUUUAGUUUUUCUUGCAAAUUUUGGGGGUUUGUUUGUCUCAAUAUGUGCAGUCCUGUAUUCACACUACCAAAUGUUGACUUUGUUACAGGGUUUUUUAGUUUUUUCUUAUUUGUCCAAUAUCGGAUACACAAUAACUUACUUACACACUCAUGCGAUAAACUGGGGCUUUGUGGAAUCAACAGGGAUGAGCAAAGUAUGAAGUUGCUGCUACCGAUUAUCUUAGUUCUUCCAUGUUAGAAUGAAGGUAAAAGAUGAGCACCUGAUGGAUAAGAUACAUGAUAUACAUAUUUAUGGUAUAUAGAAGAUGACAGAUAUGAAUGAUAUAUUAAUUAUAAUAUGAUCAUAACCUAUAACAUAUGUAUACUGAAAUAAAGUACAUAUAUAAAACGAA
Salmo salar (Atlantic salmon) is the source of this 8359-nucleotide messenger RNA. Lineage: Eukaryota; Metazoa; Chordata; Actinopteri; Salmoniformes; Salmonidae. The record is from RefSeq and is a predicted model, not a curated record.